AUGCGUGGACUCGGAGCCCGCCGCCUCUCUGCGCGGGAACUACAACUCCCAGAGUGCCUUGCACCGCCGCGACCAAGAUGGCCGGGAGACUCGCCGCCUUCCUCAGGAACGCCUGGGCCAAGGAGCCGGUGCUGGUCGUGUCCUUCGCCAUCGCGGGGCUGGCCGUCAUUCUGCCCCCGCUCAGCCCCUUCACCAAGUACUCCACCAUGAUCAACCAGGCCACACCCUACAACUACCCAGUGCCCCUCCGUGACAACGGCAACCUGCCCGAUGUGCCCAGCCACCCGCAGGACCCCCAGGGCCCCAGCCUGGAGUGGCUCAAGAAGCUGUGAACGCCUGUGUGGAGACCCCAAUAAACCUGCGGAGACCUCCGUA
Molecule: messenger RNA, 375 nt
Organism: Ochotona curzoniae (black-lipped pika)
Lineage: Eukaryota; Metazoa; Chordata; Mammalia; Lagomorpha; Ochotonidae
Gene: NDUFA3
Product: NADH:ubiquinone oxidoreductase subunit A3
Exons: 4
Coding region: 78-332 (84 amino acids)
Cellular component (GO): mitochondrial inner membrane
Source: RefSeq, a predicted model, not a curated record